CUCUCUAACUCACACACCCAUUUUGUAACGUUAGAUCCUCCUUUUAACCCUCAAGGUGAGGGUGUGGGAGAAACAGUGAAUAAGGAGUUUCUCUAAAACGCUCCGAAUCGAUCUCUUUGGCAUAUCGCGCAUCAAACAGCACCGGGACGCACAUCUGCCAUUGCGGAAUCUAUUAAAACUUUUCCAUAAGCAGCUGGUGACAGCAGUGGAUCUCAGGUGAUCUGGAAAUAUCCGACCAUGGCCUGGGGUAUAUCGCCUGCUGUUGCUUUUCUGUUUUGUUUCGGAUUAUCGCAUGUGUUUGAGGUUGAAGCCAGAUUCCAGAACUCUGUGGCCCUCCACAGGCAGAAGAGAGAAUGGAUCGUCCCUCCCCAAAUCUUAGAAGAGAAUGUGGAUUACACCAAGAGAGAAUUCAUUGCAAAAAUUCGCUCAGAUAGGGAAGACAUCCAACUGAAAAAUGUGAGGUACUCACUGAAGGGCAUCGGUGCAGACCAGAACCCCUUCAAUUUAUUUGUGGUGAAUCCUGAAACUGGAUAUGUAAGGAUAACAGGGCUCCUUGAUAGAGAGCAGAUCGCACAAUACAAUCUUUCAGGCAUUGCUACAUUCAGAGAUGGCACAAUUGCAGAGAAUGACAUUGGGUUGAGAAUAAAAGUGAAGGAUCAGAAUGAUAAUAAGCCUGUUUUCGGGCCAAUGGAACCUGGGAAUGUAUACGAGCUCAGUCCAGUAGAUACAUCAGUGAUGAAGAUAAAUUGCUUUGAUGCUGAUGAGGUAGGGAACCCAAACUCUCAAAUCAAGUAUGAGAUUGUUGAGCAGCAGCCAGCUGGGGAGCAGAUGUUCAGAGUUGAUCAUGACGGGACAGUCCGUGUUAUCAAUCCUAAACUGGAUAGAGAGACAAUUGAUCAGUAUGUCCUGCUUGUCAGAGCAUCUGACCUGAACGGAGCCCCGGGCGGCAAUGAAGCCACAGGAACAGUCAUCAUCCAGAUCAAUGAUGUCAAUGAUAAUGUGCCUGUAUUGCAAGGCCCAUUUGAAGCCACUGUUGACGAAAAUACAGAGAAAAUAGAGGUGAUGAGACUUAAAGCAAAAGACCUGGAUCUUGAGAACACGGACAACUGGGUGACUAAUUGCUUUAUUGCAUCAGGCAAUGAGGCUGGAUACUUCAGCAUUCACACUGACCCAAAGACCAACGAUGCAGUCAUUAUGCUUGACAAGGCUGUUGAUUAUGAGGAUGUCAAAGACCUGAACCUUGGCAUUGGUGUAAAGAACAUUGCUCCGUUCCACCCCUCUGUGACUGGAGGACAAGAUGGAAUAAACAUAAACUUCGGUGGUGACGGUGCUGGCGCAGGAGGAGGAGGUGGUGGCGGCGGUGGAGGUGGAGGCGGUGGCGGCGGUGGCGGCGGAGGCGGCGGAGGUGGUGGAGGUGGAGGCGGAGCCGGAGGCGGAGGAGCUGGCGGUUCAUGGUCAACGUCAGGGGGUCAGAUGUACAAUGUGAAAAUAAAGGUGAGAAACCAGCCAGAAGGACCCAAGUUCAUUCCCCUAACAAAAGCCAUUCCCAUCUCUGAAGGCAAGACUUUUAACAGCAAUGAGGUCAUCGCAAAGUACCCGGCCACUGACACAGACACAGGAAAGGAAGCUACCAACGUGAAGUAUGUUAAAGGAUUUGACCCAGAUAACUGGCUGACCAUCGAUGAGAAAACUGGGGCCAUUAAAAUGAACAAGGCUCCUGACCGCGAGUCCAAGUUUCUAGCUAAUGGCACUUACUACGCCCAUAUUUACAGCAUAACUCAAGACUUGCCUUCGAAGACGGCAACAGGUACCAUUGCCAUCCAGGUAGAGGAUUUUAAUGACCACUGCCCAACUUUGGCAAGCAAAGUCAAGACACUUUGCACUGAAAAGGAUGCCGUCUUAGUCACUGCAGUGGAUGAAGAUGCGCCACCCAAUGGAUCCACACACACCCAAAAUUUUCCCACAAAAAAAAAAAAGGAAAAAUACACUCUAGAAUAUCAAAACUAUAUGUAUCUGUUUUUCUUCUUAUCAGAUACCACUGCCAUCUUCAGAACCCAUGAAAAGCUGUGGCCAGGAGAAUACGAGCUGACGGUGGACGUCAAGGACCAGCAGGGAUUGUCAUGUCCAGAACCUCAGAAAAUUCAAGUGGAGGUGUGCACCUGUACCGACCAGGGAGCUUGUUCCCGAACAGAAGAAAAAGAAACAAAUCAAAAUUAAAAAAUAAAAACAGGAUCCAGGUUUGGACCUGCUGGAAUCGGCCUUCUCUUCCUCGGACUGCUUUCAUUAUUGCUCAUCCCACUCCUGUUGCUGCUGUGUCAGUGUGGAGCUGCUGGGAUGACGGGAACUUUCACAGACAUGCCCUUUGACACUAAAGAGCAUCUCAUCUCUUACCAUACCGAGGGCCAGGGGGAGGACAGGGAUGUUCCACUGCUUGAUGUUGUUGACGGACGAAAGCUGAGCUUUAUGUCGAAAGAUGGGGUGGGUGGUAUGUACUUCGCAGGAGGAGCAGGAGGAGCGUUAGGAGCAGGAGGAGCAGGAUUCCUGGACUCCACUUCCACAAUGGGUGGCCGUGGCUACAAUGAAAUGGAAAUGUCCUACAUGGACUCGAUCAGGAGAAGUGACACUCUUAGGAGUAGAGGAGGGGCUGGAGAUUUUGACGGAAUGGCCGUGUCUGAUAUGUUCCUGGGUGAAUACUAUUCACAGAAAAGCCGUGCAAUAGAGGAUGGAUUUGGUAAGAAUGAAGCUGUGGCGUAUGACUAUGAAGGGAAGGGCUCUCCUGUGGGCUCUGUGGGCUGCUGCAGCAUCCUCGAAGAUAACAAUGACCUAGAGUUUCUCAAUGACCUCGGGCCCAAGUUCACUACUCUCGCUGAAAUAUGUGGCGGUAAAAAGACUGAGGUCUCAGCUCCUCUUCCUCCCCCUCCCAAACCCAUCGUGGACCGUACAGAGGUGUCUUCAUCAACCAAUGUUAUAAAUUCUGGAAAUAUUGCCACUAACAGUGCUGUAUCUUCAAACACACUGAAUACAGCUUCCAACACGGCUAUAACAUCAUCUACUCGUGUGGAGAACUUCCUUGUCACAGACAACCGGCCCACAGUGAUUACGAGCGUACAACCUGCUCCAACAGUCCUGAUGCAACCCCAGCCAAUGUACUACAUGGUCGAGUCACAGCCCAGCACGGUACUGCUCACUGAAAGCCCUGCCAUGGGACAGAGCAUGUACGUGCUAAACAGCAGUCCAGUAACCGAGGGGGUUAUAGUCCAGGGUGGCAACAUAGCAACGAAUACCCUGACCCGCGGUGAGAGAAUGGUGCUUGUGGAUAGAGGUGCACCAGCUCAGGCUGGGAUGCUGCACACAGGUAAUCUGUCUGGAUCACAAGUGCUCCUGGUAGAUGGGGGAGCCACGAGCGGUCAUGUCCUUCAAGGGGGUCAAGUCCUUCAGGGGACGCUUCAGAGAGGGUUUGCUGGAUCUCAGGGCCUGAUGGUUGUGGAAGGACAAGGGGGUCAAUUGAUUCAGGGGACCCUCAAAAAAGGUGUUUCCACUCACGGUGGAUCUCAAAAUGUCCUUUAUGUGGAGAGCAAAGGGGGAUCAGCUGUGAGCCAGGGUGGUCUUCAAAAGGGCACUGCAGGGUCAGUUGGUAGUGUUGGAUUUGGUGGGGCAUCUGUCCAGAUUAACCAAAAUCCCCAAAUCGUCCAAGAGAGAAAAGUUGUGACAACGCAAAGUAUCAAGUAACAACAAAACACUCAUACAGUACUUGUACAGUUGUAAAAGUGUCAGACGGUUUAGAAAACCAUACAAACCACAGUCUUCAGAGCUCAUGCAUGCAAAUCAUUUGAGUUUCAUGUUGUCAACAUGUUAGGUUAUAGAGAGUAUGCAAAUUAAUGCUUGAAAAACUGGUUUUUAAUGCCCUUGAGCGUUCUGGUAUCCCUGAGGCCAUUCCUGUGCAGUUUAUGCAAACAAGUAGAAUCUCUUCAAAAGACAUGUUGUUUUGUUUUUGUUUUUUAAUGAAAAGUAUGGUGCUGUAAACGACAAUUUAUCAAUUACUUACAAAUCAAGUGAACUACAAUGUAUAUUUAGUAGCAACCAAUAAAAAAAAUUAUUAUUCUUCAUCAACCACCAGCACUGGUAUGGUGUGCAAUUUUACAGUAUUUUCCAGUCCUCUUUUUAGUUACUGUUUGUAAACAAGUCUGAUUAGUAAGUCUGUUUAGAAGUCUGUGGUUUUUCUUUGCAGUGCCGUUAAAUAAAAAGACCAAACCCACAUUCCAAGCAAGAAUGAUAUGUAUGAAAUGAAUGUUAUUUAAAAGUUUCAUAAUUGUUUUUUUUUGUUUGUUUUUGUUUUUUUUUACUUUUAAGAAUAUAGUAGCUAACGCACCUUCUGUUUGUUUAGUCAUUGGAAUUUAAUACUAAAUACUAAAAAACAAACAAACAAAAAUACUACAGUCGUGGUGCUGGGAUUUUUCUAUUCAAAGCUCUGGUUUGGUUCAAUUUUUAUUUUUAUUUUUUAGUAGUUUGUUGAAGGGAUGGGCUUAUUAGCUGCAUGUUGGGAAAGAGUUUUACUGGUUUUGAGAGAUAAACUUUUUUUCAGGGGUCAAUUAAAUAUAUUGUAAAGCAGCAUAAGGUUGUUUAGAACUUCUUUUUUUUAAUGCUGAUUUUAUGUUGUGAUGUUUAUGUUGUGAUAUUGAUGUUUCAUAUGUUUCACUAUGGAUCAGAAUUCCAAAAGACAAUAAAGUGAUUUUAAUAUCA
Messenger RNA from Cyprinus carpio (common carp), 4740 nucleotides. RefSeq names its product desmoglein-3-like. The record is from RefSeq and is a predicted model, not a curated record. Gene Ontology annotation, molecular function: calcium ion binding. NCBI's taxonomy places the organism in Eukaryota, Metazoa, Chordata, Actinopteri, Cypriniformes, Cyprinidae. Gene Ontology annotation, cellular component: desmosome; plasma membrane. Gene Ontology annotation, biological process: homophilic cell-cell adhesion.